UGUCUGCGUGUGAGUGUGCGGGCGUGCGUGCGUGUGCGCGCUUACGUUACGUGUACGCGUGCGCGCGCGACGAGUUCCCUUUUCAGUGCCUCGCGCGGAGCCGCCGCGACCUCGUCGUCGAGUUGCCACGUUCGCCGAAGGCCGAACAGCAGUUUUAAUCGGGUGGAGUGAUAGGAAAGGAGGAGAGGAGCAGCAGCAGCAGCAAAAGUCCACCGCCGCGUUUCCGUGCCCACUCAGCAUCCCGCACUCGCGUUCUCCUUUUUCCUCCCUCCCCCAUUAUUUUAUCCCUUUUUCCCCCGUGUUUUUUUUAUUUUCCACUCUCGACGCCCCGCGACGCGUGUGGAAUUACUCCAGUGGCAAGUAAUCGCGCCCGCCGAUUGACCUGUCCGUCCCUCGUCUCGGCGCGAGUGAGUUUCGAGAGAGUGUGAAAGAGAAAAGGAAGGUUCCUCCUCCUCCGUUCCUCUCGCGAGGAACUCGCGCGGUGUGGAUAAGUCGCGGUAGGAACAGAAAAUCGGAGGGAUAGCGAAGAGAACGAGCGACGCGUAUAAUCGAGAAACACAUCUCCGAACAUUCACGACUUGUGACACGCACAAGACGGCAGUCCGCGCGCACUGAAAAAUCGACCGUCGGGUCGUGGAGCGUCGGCAGUAUCCGACAGUUUCGUUAGCCAGGAGUAUAUCAUCAUCCAGAAUAAUCCCUCGCCCGUGGCAAAACGGCCGAUCGUGCGGACGUCCUCGGUACUAUCCCGGCGCGGCCGUUACGUGCGACGACAACAGCCCAAAGAUUUUCCCACCGAAGGCCAAGAUGCACAUCGAGGUGCAGGUGGCGCUUAACUUCGUGAUAUCAUAUCUCUACAAUAAACUGCCGCGUAGACGAGUCAACAUCUUUGGCGAGGAACUCGAGAAGGCGCUCAAGGACAAGUUCAAGGGCCACUGGUAUCCGGAGAAGCCGUUCAAGGGCUCGGCGUUCAGAUGCCUGAAGACCGGCGAUCCGGUCGACCCGGUGCUAGAGCGCGCCGCGAAAGAGAGCGGUGUGCCGAUCCAGGACAUCCUGGAAAAUCUGCCAGCCGAGCUCGCCGUCUGGGUUGAUCCUGGUGAGGUGAGCUACCGUAUCGGCGAGUUGAACGCCGUGAAGAUCCUCUACUCAGAGACCGGCGACCCGCAUGACGAGACCUCGGCCGAUCGCGAGGUCACCAAGACCUUUAAUCCGGAGGCGCAGUGCUUCAGGCCGAUCGAAGCCGUGAGCACGUCCUUGAGCGGUCUCAGCCUCAGUCCAAAGUCAACCUCGCCGUUUUCGAGCUCCCUCGGCAGCAACGCUAGCAAUGGCUCGUCCAAUAACCAGCAGAACGGCCACGGAUCUGGUUCCUCGUCUGCGCCCUCACCCACGCCCAUCACCAGCUCCUUCAAGGGCUCGCCCAGCCCGGUACCGGCCUUUAUCCCGCGUACCACCGCCCCGCUCACCUUUACUACCGCCACCUUCGCCCAAACCAAGUUCGGCAGCACCAAGCUCAAGACUAGCAGCAAACGCGCUAACAGGAUGUCACCCACUGAGUUCUCGAACUAUAUAAAGCAGCGCGCAGCGAUGCAGCAGCAGAUUCACCAUCACCACCAUCAUCAGCAGCAUCAGUCGCAGCAGCAGCAGCAGCAGCAGCAACAGCAGCAGCAGCAGCAGCAGCAGCAACAGCAGCAACAGGCGACCACGGCUGGUGCAGGACUGCCGGUCUCGCAGAGCUCACCGCGCAGUCGUAGCCUAUCACCCGGUAGCAUAGUCGCCGGUGCUGGACAGCAACAUACGGACCCGAGCGCGUACUUCUUCCAACAUGGCCCAGCCGCGGCCGCGGCGGCGUACCACGCGCAGUUUCCCCAUCGCAACAUCUUCGACUCGUCGGCGAGCCACGGUGGCUACCUGCCGGCCGAUCUCUACGCCGGCACCAAAUUCCCAUCAUCGUACCUCGACCCGACCACCUUGGCUGGCCAUCAGUUCUACGGCGGCGGUAUGAAUGGCACUGGCGCCGGUACUGGCGGCGCUGUAAACGGUACCACCGGCGCCGGAGCCGGUACCCAGGGCGCCGGUAGCGCCGGCACCGGUAAUCUUGGUCCAAUCGGCUCUGCGACAACCAACGGCAACGUCAACGCUGGCGCGGCCGCUGCGGCGCAGCAGCAGGACAAGAGCGCCCUGGUCGAGGGCCUCAACAACUUCGGCCUCGGCUCGGUCGCGCCCUAUCCGGCCAGCCAAUAUCAGCAUUUGCUCGUGGCCAACUAAUACCUCGCGCGUGCACAUCAAGUCGUUAAAAAAACCGCCACUGCGUCCCGUGACGGCGGUAAAAGCGUUUUUGUUUUCGGUGCCGUUGGUCCGGUGGCGGACAAAAAGGAGAGAGGGCCGUCGCCUCCGGGAUUCCGUCGUCGAGACGUUGUCCAGAGUCUGGCUUUUUAAACACGGAUGCCCAUCAGUCAAGUUGGUACCACUCUAUCUCUCCUCCCCUAAUCAGAGUGCACUGGUUAUGUGGUGUCAUGAUAUCCAUCUGUUCUCUCCCGCGAUUCCUAUCCAGACGCUUCUCCGAACGCUCUUUCGCGUUCGAUCUUUCCUAAUCCAAGAAAAGUAUCCGAGAUAUUUUGUACAUACAUUAUCAAUAGCUAUCGAUGAACGGAGAAGAGAUAGAGAGUAAACAGAGAAAGAGGGAGAGAGAGACAGCCGCCGUACGAUCAGCACCGAGGGCGAAAGCGACCGAGAUGAGGAAAGAAGGCGUGAUAGAACGGAAAUAAAGAAAAAGAGAGAAAGAAAGAGAUGUGUAUGCGUGUGGAGAUGAUGCCUGGUUCUGAGGUACGUCUGAUUGCGAGAUAACGUGUGCGUGCAGAAACGUUUUAGGCGCAUGAAGGAGAGAAGAGAAAACGGAAGGAAGCGGCUAACGGCUAACGAGAGCGUGUAUAUGUGUUAAGACCCGAUAAGGACUCGAUUGGCGAUGGCGCGAGACGCUCGUUCGAGACGGAAGCCAUCGUGUGGCUACCUACGAUACACGCAUACAUACACAACACACAUAAAACACACGCUCAAAGGUAUACGACAUACAUGUAGCACACCGGCGGACAUUCGAACGACGCGUCGAGCGCGCAUCUAGGACAGUAAAGAUACACUCGACAUAUUAUAGGAAUAACACACACAUACACACACACACACACAACACACAGAUAUACAUAUUAUACCGAUCUUCCCGUAUAUACAUCUCGUAUAACAUA
Messenger RNA from Cyphomyrmex costatus, 3233 nucleotides. RefSeq names its product protein Tob1. The record is from RefSeq and is a predicted model, not a curated record. Gene Ontology annotation, biological process: regulation of gene expression. Gene Ontology annotation, molecular function: transcription corepressor activity. NCBI's taxonomy places the organism in Eukaryota, Metazoa, Arthropoda, Insecta, Hymenoptera, Formicidae. Gene Ontology annotation, cellular component: cytoplasm; nucleus. The transcript is spliced from 3 exons. Bases 805 to 2262 code for a protein of 485 amino acids.